This is a messenger RNA of Aspergillus udagawae, 582 nucleotides long. Its product is annotated as mitochondrial 37S ribosomal protein uS12m. The transcript is spliced from 3 exons. Lineage: Eukaryota; Fungi; Ascomycota; Eurotiomycetes; Eurotiales; Aspergillaceae. Gene Ontology annotation, cellular component: ribosome; small ribosomal subunit. Bases 1 to 582 code for a protein of 193 amino acids. Gene Ontology annotation, molecular function: structural constituent of ribosome. Gene Ontology annotation, biological process: translation. The record is from RefSeq and is a predicted model, not a curated record.
AUGCCACCAUUUAUCUCUUCCCUCGCCCUCCGCACCCUGCGGACCUUAGCCCAGCGGCCUUCUCUCACAGCCAUCCCGGCAGUCUCGAGGCCAACCGUCUCCCGGUUUCAACCCAUCCUCCGCACACCCUCAGCCGUUACAGCAACAAGAGCCGCAGGCGCAGGCCCUAUCACCCGUCAUUUCUCCACCUCCCCCUUCCGCCAGGCAACCUACAACCAAGUCCGUCGCGGAUGCCGUGUAUCGCAGCGAGCGCGCCGCUCACGAUCCCCCGCGCUCAUUGGUAGGGCCCAGAUGAAGGGCGUCUGCCUGAAGACCGGUAUUACGAAGCCCAAGAAGCCCAACUCGGGUGAGAGGAAGACUGCAAGAGUACGGCUGAGCAGUGGGAAGGUAGUGACGGCGUAUAUUCCCGGUGAAGGUCACAAUGUUCAGCAGCACAGUGUGGUUCUCGUCCGUGGAGGUCGAGCCCAGGAUUGCCCUGGUGUUAAGUACCAUUUGGUCCGGGGAGCGAUGGAUCUGGGUGGCGUUGCGAGUCGGUUGACGAGCAGAUCGAAGUAUGGUACUAAGAAGCCCAAGAAGGAUUAG